This is a messenger RNA of Protomyces lactucae-debilis, 1590 nucleotides long. RefSeq lists its product as uncharacterized. The coding region runs from base 118 to 1497 and encodes 459 amino acids. NCBI's taxonomy places the organism in Eukaryota, Fungi, Ascomycota, Taphrinomycetes, Taphrinales, Protomycetaceae. The record is from RefSeq and is a predicted model, not a curated record. The transcript has a single exon.
GCAAGUCCUCCAGAACCCAGAUACUCGUACCAACCCUCAAUUUCGGCCGCGACACACAUCCUGCAUAUGCUUGCAAUCGACCAUCAUUCGACUUGAGACCGCGACCGAGACCCUCACAUGGCUAUGGAUGAGAAAUGGCGGUUCAUGCCAACAAGGGCCACAUCAGAUUACAUCAACCGCGUAGGCCUCAUCACAAGUUUCUCUUGCUGCGGCUUGGCGUGUCUUGUUCUACUUUGGGCCACGGCUCUUUGGCUCGAUAAGCGCACAAGGCAUGUGCUGGAGCGCAAGUCAUCACAGAUGCUAUUAGCCUGUGUCUUCGCCUCUGCUAUCUAUGGGGGUCUAUACGCUCUCACAAAUUUGGAAUCUGGCUCUUUUGCUUGCCGAUUCGAAAUGUUCUUUGUCAUCUUGGCCUUUGAAUUCAUGAAUUGGCUACAGCUUUGCAUCAGUCUCAACCUCAUCAUGGCGCUUUAUUGUCCUGGUGUCUACCGGUACAAUGUUCAUCUUGCGUUUUACGCCAGCUCGUUUUUUGUUGCGCUCGGCUUGGCUAUUGGUCCUCUCGUUGCAAAUGUCUACAGAUGGAGCCCUGUCACCAAUUCUUGCUGGCUGACCUCAGAGGCUGCCGAAGCUGGAGACUUUGACUAUUGGCAGCUUGCCGUCAUUGAGAUUCCGCUUUUGCUAGGCACCAUUGUUAUGACUGUGAGUUUGAUCAUGGUAGCCUAUCGUUUCUUUUGGGACAAAAAGCACGAAGGUACUGCACCCGAGAUGCUCAAUCAAUUGUUCGAGCCCGCUGUGGCCAAUGACAACUUCGACGUCCACGCUUCUGCGGAAGGAACAGUUAGCAGUCGCUUUCAAAUCACCGAGAUAAUUGCCCCUCCAGGCAUGAACAUCUCGCCGCUCAUGGCCAGCCACCACCCUCAUCGUCCCAGCGAGUCAAUCUUCAGUGGAUUCAGUCAGGCAUCCACCAACAGUCGUGGUCGAGCAAUGAAAAUGCCACGUCUGGGCAACAUUACAGAAGAAGACCGCAAAGUCCGUGUGGCACGCUUGCCAGUCACACCAAAUUUUGGACAAAAUCCAGUCACUGAAAGUUCGCAAGAGCUUCGCAAGACUGUUUGGCGCAUAGCUAUCUACCCUGUAUUGCAUCUCAUCUUGGCUACAUCAGGAGCUGUCGGACAACUCAUGCUUCAAGCCUCGGAGAACAGAUCUGAGGCUUACCAGACUCGACUCUUCCUUUUGAUCUCACAGCUAUCCGCUUGGGUCCCACUGGCAUACAUUCUGCCAGCCUUGUUCGCUGACACGAGUCUCAUUGAUGGAUUGCGAGAAUGGAUUCGCCUUCGUCGCGAAAUCGGGGAGCCUGAUCUUGAGGUUGCCCUUGGCAAGAAUGCGCACCUCGAAGUUGAGUGCGAUGUGAUUACGAUCACGCACGGCAAGUCUGAGACUCGAAGCAUUCGGCUUGAUGAUUGGAGCCAAUCUUUGCACGAGCAAGAGAAGAAACCAUGAAUUACAUUUACCUUUGCAAAUCAAUUAGCGUCAGCAUUUGUAUUCAAGCAUGUAGAAACCAUCGAUAGUGUACGAGAUUACUAAAGACUACCU